AAAUAGAUUUUAAAUUUUAUAAACAUAUUCUAUAUAAUCUGAUAAUCCGUGACAAAACUCAUAUCGGACGGGUGCAUUUUUCAGUUUCCCUCAUUCCGAAUGGGCAAAUUUGAAAAGAGAAAGACAAUCGUCAUCCCUCGCAUACGGUUCAGUGUUUUUUUUCAAUUGUGGCCAGCUAAUUAUUAAUUAACCGUACAUCAUGAGUGACUAUUCGGACGAUGACGACUACGUCAACCCUCACCACUUUCCAAAUAGUCAGAAACCACCCGUGCCAUCAUCUUCUUCGAAACGGAAGGCAACCACCCCCACUACCAACAAAGCAAAGGUGCCCAAGAAGAAGAAGGAUGACGACGAUGAAUGAGAGGAUGACGAUGAAGAAGAGGAGGAAAUAUCGACGAGUUUUAAAUUUCUCAAAUUUAAUUCGGAUGACGAUGGUGGGGACGAACCGGAGACGAAGCAAGAGUGGCGAAUGGUGCAAGGUGGUUCGAAGUAUACGAGGGAGCCACCCACCAGUCCCCCCGAACGUCUUUAUGUGAAUCGGAAGAUUGAUGUCCGAGAGAAAAAAAUGGAACUGUGUGGUGGAAAAUGACGAAAGCCCUGAACACGAGUAAGAGGAUGUCAAAUACAUCUGAGGAUGAGAGUGAUAAUAAACUGCGACAGUUUUACUGCACAUUGGCACGAGAGGUCGAAGAAGACCAAGAAAUGGGAUCGCAACAAUCCACAACUUCUAAUCUCACCCCUCUGACCCCUGAAAUAAUUAAGGGAAUAUAUUCCCCCCUCACUGCUGAAGAGAGAUUGAUUGCAGAGACCAAGGUACGGCAAGCUGGAGAAGCAGGACUUAUGGUUCCGGGGACAACUUCAAGGGUAGCUUUCUCACAACCAAAUGCAAACCGAUCGUAUGGGUUAUUCGUUCUUGUACCCACAAAUUCAAAGUACAAUUUUAUUUGUUCUGGGGUUCCGAAUUGUGUAAGAACAAGGUCCACUCAUGUGCAACCGGCCCCGAAGUGUCACAUUCACAAAGGUCCGACAAUUGGUUUUGUGCUGGCUCAAUUCACGGAUGGAGCCAAUAAGAAGAACAACGUCAUCCUCCAUGUCAUUGUCUCGUUUACAUAUGUUGAUGGGGAUGUUAAAGAUAAAGAAUUUAACGCAACGCAGACAAUCAUGGAUCAUCAUGUAAACAAAUCACAUCUGCCGUGGAAAUUAUACUCCAAAGAGUGUGAAGCCGCCGGCAGACCAACUCCAAAAUUACUAGAGCUCGAGGGUCGUCGCCGUUACUUUGAGGAUGAAGAUGAACUCAUGAAAGUUUACGCAGCACGACAGACCACGACCCUCUUACAAAUGCUCUUGUAUCCCGAUACUACCAUCAAAAUAAUCUGCCUAAAUGUGGGAAUUAACUUUCCGAAUGGUGCUUACAAGUAUUUGGUGGAGGAAAUGGAUCUGUACGGCUUGGAAUUAAAGAUCCAUGACAAACUUUCCGAAGCUGCAGCAGCAGCAAUUAAUCUGAAGGAGGAUGAACAAAUUCCAUUUCUCUUACAAGCAAACACGGGUGAGAGGAUUGGGGCGCUGUUAUCAAGAGGAAAAACGGAAACGACAGUGAAGGUUGCUGCGCUAUACUUUGUCUCAAAUCCCUACAUAAUUUAUGCCGGACAAGCUCUCAGUCAAGCAGUUCAUGGCAGUAGUGCCAACCCUACUGACCCUGUAAUCGAAUACAAAAAUAAGAAGCCCUCCACCCACCCUGAUUACAAGAUUGUACCAAUUGGAGUUGUUCGUAAAGAGGAGCGGUACAAGUGGGAGUUCCACCUCCACAUGUGUGCCCUUAUAGCAUCUCUUUUACACAUGCCAAAUUGCAUAAAUCCCAAAGAAUUCACUGCACAGUCUCAUCCUCUUUGUAUAAAUAGGCAAACCAAUUCGAGUUUUGUAAAUGAAAAGUCAUGGGGCAUUAUACAUGGGUAUCUGAUGAAAAAAUUUUUAGUUGAUGUGUAUCUAGGACCCAAGACGUCCGGCCAGCAAUAAUGUAAUAAUAAAAAGAUGUAUGGUUUACUUACCUUCGAAUGUGAUGGGAAUUAGUGUUGCUACGAAAGGUCUGUUUUUUUUUUUUUUUUGGAAACAAGAAGAAUACAAAGUUCAGCAAGAUUUCGUUUAGUUCUUUUAUACAUUUUUGACUUUAUGAUAAUAAAAAUAAGAUGUGCAUAAGUGA
Molecule: messenger RNA, 2197 nt
Organism: Folsomia candida
Lineage: Eukaryota; Metazoa; Arthropoda; Collembola; Entomobryomorpha; Isotomidae
Exons: 6
Coding region: 586-2013 (475 amino acids)
Source: RefSeq, a predicted model, not a curated record